Anolis sagrei ordinatus is the source of this 1342-nucleotide messenger RNA. RefSeq names its product maturin, neural progenitor differentiation regulator homolog (gene MTURN). Gene Ontology annotation, biological process: positive regulation of megakaryocyte differentiation; regulation of signaling. The record is from RefSeq and is a predicted model, not a curated record. Gene Ontology annotation, cellular component: cytoplasm. Lineage: Eukaryota; Metazoa; Chordata; Lepidosauria; Squamata; Anolidae.
AGAACUGAAGCUGGGUUUGAUGGGAUAUGUUCUGUUUUUCCGGAGGCCGAGUGGGUGGAUCUCCUGGAAUCCAGAAGGAUCCGGCCCAAUCCAGCCAUCCCCGUCCGCUGAGGAGUGACCCUCUCUGCCUCAGCGAGAUUCGAGGGGGGGGGGCUGAAGGAGGAGGAGGAGGGAGCGAAGGCGAGGCCGGCCUGCUUCCAAACACGGCAUGUAAACAAUACAGCGCAGGGGAGGCGAGGCAGGCGGGGAGGCCUAGGUCCCAGGGCCAGAGGGGGAGACUGAGGGAGGGAGAGGCACGGCCCCCAUUAACCCUUUCCUCGUCCAGGGAAGGAGGCAAGGAAGGGAGGGCCGCCUCGAAGGGAAGGGAGACAGUCACGCAGGCGGAGGAGGAGGGAGAGAGGGAGGGAGAGGGAGGAGGAGGAGGCGGCGGCUAAAAGGCGGCCGCCGGGGCGAGCGAGGAUGGAUUUCCAGCAGCUGGCGGACGUUGCGGAGAAAUGGUGCUCGGGCAACCCCUUCGAGCUCAUCGCCACCGAGGAGACGGAGCGGAGGAUGGACUUCUACGCCGACCCGGGCGUCUCCUUCUACGUCCUCUGCCCGGACAACGGCUGCGGGGAGAAUUUCCACGUUUGGAGUGAAAGCGAGGAUUGCUUGCCUUUCCUGCAAUUGGCUCAGGACUACAUUUCUUCUUGUGGAAAAAAGACACUCCAUGAAAUACUGGAAAAAGUCCUCAAAUCAUUCAGACCUCUAUUGGGGCUUCCAGAUGUAGAUGAUGAUGCAUUUGAAGAGUAUAAUGCAGAUGUGGAAGAAGAAGAAGCAGAAGCCGAUCACCAGCAAAUGGGUGUCAGUCAGCAGUAAUAUUAAGAGGAAUUUAAAAUAUAUAUAUUAUCCUACCAUGUGGGGUCUUAUGCUUCUGUAUUAGCCUUUUUGAAAUUAGCACAUCACACCAGAAAAAGCUGGCUUCCAAACCCAAAGUUAAAAAAAAAAACAGAAAAGAGAAGAAAACCAUCGAUAUUUUAAAGUCUGUGAUGAGCUUUGCUAAGAAGUGGCCUGAAUUCACUCCUGCUUCAGUGAGGUUUCUAUGGCGUUGUCUUAGUAGCAUUCUGCCAUUAUCUUAGAACUAGGGUGUUUUCCCCCCUCGCUGACUGUCUUUUUGUUGUUGUUACGAUUAUUAUUAUUAUUAUUAUUAUUAUUAUUAUCAUUUUGUUUAUUUGUAUAGGAGAAUUAACAUUUCACUGACCUGAAUGUGAUUUGAAUGUAGGAACUAUUUGGUUGACGUGUUAAGUACUUGCGUGACCUUAACGAGGACCAUCCAUGCAGAGAAUAAAUGCAAUCUGCACUUUCA